AGAAGAGGAAUAUGAAAUUAACCUCAUAUUUGAUGUCAAGUAUUGAGGUUAAUAAAUGUUUCUUGGUUUAAUUUAAAGUAAAUAAGCACCAAAAGAGAAUAAAUAAAAUUAUGGACUAUGCAGAAGAACAAAAAAAUGAAAUUGAAGCUUUAGAAUCAAUAUAUUACGGAGAUUUCCAAUUGAUGUCAACAGAACCUCAUUAUAAGUUUUCAAUACCUAUAAAAACAGAAGAACAUGAGCCCGAUUCUGAAAAUGGAUUAAGUUGUGAUCUCGUAAUUACAUAUACUUCGAAAUAUCCAGAAGAGUCACCAAUAAUAGAAAUAGAAAAUUCAGAAAAUUUUGAAGAUUACGAAACAAAUUUUCUUAAAUAUUUAGAUGAACAGAUUAAAGAAAAUUUGGGAAUGGUUAUGAUAUUUACUAUAGUUUCAGCAGCACAAGAAUGGCUAAAUGUCAAAUGGGAAGAAACUAAAAAAGAAAAAGAAGAAAGAGCUGCUUUGAAACUAAAGAAAGAGGAAGAAGCUGAAAGGAAAAGAUUUGAAGGCACGAGAGUUACUGUAGAGACAUUCAUGAAGUGGAAGCAACGAUUUGAAGAUGAAAUGGGCAUAACAAAAAAAAGAGAGAUGUUAGAAAAAGAAGGGAAGAAAUUAACGGGGAGAGAAUUAUUUAUGUCGGAUAAUACACUUAAUGAAUCAGACCUUAAGUUCUUAGAUGAAGGUGAUGCUGUAAAAGUAGAUGAAUCGUUAUUUCAAGAUCUCGAUGAUUUGGACCUUGAUGAUGAUGAAGAUGAAGAUUUUAAUCCAGACAAUUGCCAGAGUGACUCGUCAUAAUAUAGUUUAUAUAAUAAACCAAUUAAACGCAGACAAAAAUGAGCCUAAUCUACUUGUAUAUCAGGAAUAAAAAGCAAUCCAAGUAGGUAGUGUUAUACCCUAUAACAGAUUACUCGUAACAAUUAUAGCAACUAAAGAUACAAGCUUUUGCCUUGAUACAGCCGAAAUAGUAUUUGAAUUUUAUUACGUUUUUGUAAACCAAUACCAAAGAUAUCGAGGAUGAGGACUGAACAUUUAU
This is a messenger RNA of Anoplophora glabripennis (Asian longhorned beetle), 1065 nucleotides long. Its product is annotated as RWD domain-containing protein 1. The transcript is spliced from 2 exons. The record is from RefSeq and is a predicted model, not a curated record. NCBI's taxonomy places the organism in Eukaryota, Metazoa, Arthropoda, Insecta, Coleoptera, Cerambycidae. Gene Ontology annotation, biological process: cytoplasmic translation. Bases 111 to 827 code for a protein of 238 amino acids. Gene Ontology annotation, molecular function: protein binding.